UAUAAUUUUGUAGUGUUACGUUGUCAAACUCAGAGAUUCACAGACACAGUGUUUUAUUAUAUAUAGGAAAUUCAUAGAUCAAACAGACAUCAAAACUUGUCAAUUUUCAGUUCGUGAUAGAAAAAUCAGUAAACAUUAUUAAUUCAUUAUCUCUCUUAAUUACUAUGUAAUUUGUAAAGGAGAAUGUUAUCAUCUAUAAUAAAAGAACAUCAAACGAAACAAGCUGCUAAACGAAUUGUACAAGAACAGAAACGCAAAGAAUGUAUUGCUGCAGCUAAUGACUUAACUCAAGCACUUGUAGAUCAUCUUAAUGUGGGAGUUGCACAAGCAUACUUGAACCAGAAGAAAUUGGAUGCUGAAGCAAAAUUACUACACCAAGGAGCAAUCAAUUUUGCUAAACAAACACAACAGUGGCUCGCUCUUGUUGAGAACUUUAGUAGCGCAUUAAAGGAAAUUGGUGAUGUGGAGAACUGGGCCAGAAGCAUUGAAAAUGACAUGAAAAUUAUAACAGAUACAUUAGAAAAAGCCUAUGAAAUUACCCAAGAACAACCAAGUAACAGUCAAUAAAAAGUAUUAAUAGAAAUAAGACAAAAUGCCAUUGGACACCCCAACAGUUCUCUCCAUCCAAAGUCAUGUAGUACAUGGCUAUGUUGGCAAC
This is a messenger RNA of Achroia grisella, 658 nucleotides long. RefSeq names its product biogenesis of lysosome-related organelles complex 1 subunit 1 (gene Blos1). Gene Ontology annotation, biological process: endosomal transport. Bases 184 to 567 code for a protein of 127 amino acids. The transcript has 5 exons. The record is from RefSeq and is a predicted model, not a curated record. Gene Ontology annotation, cellular component: BLOC-1 complex. NCBI's taxonomy places the organism in Eukaryota, Metazoa, Arthropoda, Insecta, Lepidoptera, Pyralidae.